AUGGACCGGGAGUUGGUGCUGAUGGUGUGUCUCGCGCUCGUGCUGGUGGCGUGUUCCCGCGGCGGAGAGGCGCGCGUCAGACUGAACUCCAUCCGGACGGUGAUCCUGCGGGAGGGGCACGUGCUGCCGGUGAACAGAAGCGCGUGGGAGCCGAGCCUGGACCUGACGCUCUACCAGUGCAUGAGCGACCUGGAGUGCAGCGAGGGAAGUUAUUGCCACGCCCCCAGCAAAGGCCCCGCCCACUCCCGCUGUCAGACCUGCCGCAGGAGGAAGCGGCGUUGCCAUAGGGAUGGCAUGUGCUGCCCCGGUAACCGCUGUAGCAACAACAUCUGUGUUCCUGAUGAGGACAGUUUUGUGUCUCAAAGGAUCCCGGACUCCGAUGGAGGGAUGUCGAAAAAAAAAGGAUGGAGGAAGAGAGAAAAGAUGGAUGUAAAAGGGUUCUCUGGCAAAGGUCAGGUCGGGGAUCCCUGUCUUCGCUCCUCCGACUGCUCAGACGCUCUGUGCUGUGCCCGUCACUUCUGGACUCGCAUCUGCAAGCCAGUGUUGCGGGAGGGACAAGUGUGCACACGACACCGCCGUAAAGGGAACCAAGGCCUGGAGCUGUUCCAGCGCUGCCCCUGCGGCGAUGGACUCAGCUGCCGAGCACUGCGAGAGCCCGGCGCCCAGUCUUCAUCACCGCCGUCAUCUUCUCUGCUGGCGGCGGCUGCUAAAUCCAAGUUCGCAGCGUCCUCGUCUCGCCACUCUUCGCCGCAGACAUCCCUGUUGUCUUCAUCAACAAAGUCAUCUUCUUCGCCAGGGGUGGCAAAGAUGCGACUUCAUGUGUGCCAGAAAAACUGA
Messenger RNA from Plectropomus leopardus (leopard coralgrouper), 837 nucleotides. RefSeq names its product dickkopf-related protein 2-like. Gene Ontology annotation, cellular component: extracellular region. The record is from RefSeq and is a predicted model, not a curated record. Gene Ontology annotation, molecular function: co-receptor binding; receptor antagonist activity. Gene Ontology annotation, biological process: multicellular organism development; negative regulation of canonical Wnt signaling pathway. NCBI's taxonomy places the organism in Eukaryota, Metazoa, Chordata, Actinopteri, Perciformes, Serranidae.